UGUGAUCAGUUAUUUUCUCUCUCUCUCACACGCCCUUCUCUGGACGCAAAAAAUUUCACUUUUCUUCUCCUACCCAACUACGUUUCUUUGGAUCCAAACACUAAAAAAAAAAACUCGAAAACCCUAGAAUUUUUCUCCCUUAUUUAUUCACUACUCAUUGCCACUUUGAGAAAGCUUGAGAGCCCCUCUUUCUCUCCUCCCUUUAUGGUGUUCCAAUCAGUUCAGUGGGCUUUGCUGUUUCAACCGAAUGACUUCUAUGCUGAUUCUCCAUUUCCAUUGCAGUAGGGAAGGCAUGUAAGCUGUUUGAAGUUUGAACCUCACUAUAAUUGUGGCUUUGACUAGCGUUUCCAUCUUAUUGGUUCUUUUGGUGCAAAGAAUGGGUAAAUGCAAAGGUUGUGGAAAAUUAGGAAGAAUGGUGCCAAGGGGUGGAUCUGUAAGUGCUUAUGACUCUGCUCUUCUGUUGUCUCCUGUUGUUUCUGUUUGGGACUGCAUUGUUCGUAAAAUGAGGUAUUCCUUCAGACCUGAGUGGGUGUAGUUAUCAGGGCCAUCACAUUAUAAUAUUAGUUUUUUAUACUAUAUUCUAUUAGAAUUUACUUAGUAUUAAUUAAAGAAAAGAAAAGAGGGAAAGAACAGCUAUAGGGAAAUGUAUACAUUUUGAGGAAUUUACUCAAAUAGUAGUGGAGCAAAGGCACUAAGUAGGUUAGUAGUUAAUGGAUAACAUGGGGUGUAAUAAAUUGCAACCUGUUGUGAGAAAGGGGAAGAAGAAACAGGUGAAGGAUGAAGUCGAUCGAAUGAAACAGGCUGAGAAGAAAAAGAGGCGCUUGGAGAAAGCUCUGGCUACUUCUGCAGCCAUCAUUUCUGAAUUAGAAAAGAAGAAACAGAAAAAGAAAGAAGAGCAGCAGAGGCUUGAUGAAGAGGGUGCUGCAAUUGCUGAGGCUGUUGCUCUACACGUCUUACUUGAUGAGGAAUCAGAUGAUUCAUGUAAGAUUGUUCUAAACAAAGAUGAUGGGUUCAACUCUUGGGAAUGUCCUGGUAAUAUUGACCUCUUUGUGAGUGGAGGAACAGGCUUUCCUUAUCAGGAUUCUGCCAAGCACUCACUUGAAGGGAUUGGGUGGGUGUCUAAUGCUUAUAGAUCUGGAUGCGAGUGUGGUAGCUCAGUGGGCAGUGACUGGUCACUUGCAUCUGGACCUUUUGCAAGGGAUCUUCCUGCCUCAUAUUUUGAGGAAGCAGGUUGGGGGACUACAGGAUUCUCUGCUGGUCUCAUUGCGGCGCAGGCGGUUUCAUCCCUCCAGAUUGCAGAGGAUGCUCAUGAAGACGCAAUUGUCCUUAAUGGAAUGCUAAGAGAGUAGAAUGAUCAUUCAAUCACUUGCCAAGAGUCUUGAUCAUACAUCUUAAUAAUGGCUGUAUAUAAUUUUCAUGAAUGUGUUCUUUGUCAUUCAGCAGCUACUCGUGUUUGUGUUGCUUCCAGAGUACUGAACAAUGUUUGAAGUGUCACGCCCGCUCUCAUGAUUUUUUAUUAUUAUAAUCUGUUGUCAUAUAUCUCUAGAGGAUGCAAGUUUUCCCAUUGUUGACUAUUGUCGUCACCCGGAGACAUCAAAUAGGCCCGUUAUCUUGUUUGUCUGCGUGGAGUGAUUCUUAUUUUAGUGUCUUGCUGUAUUGAACUAGUAUUGCUCCAUCCUGAAUCAUUAUAUUAAGAUCCUUUUGUUUUGCUUUA
Quercus robur (English oak) is the source of this 1714-nucleotide messenger RNA. RefSeq lists its product as uncharacterized. The coding region runs from base 711 to 1349 and encodes 212 amino acids. The record is from RefSeq and is a predicted model, not a curated record. The transcript is spliced from 2 exons. Lineage: Eukaryota; Viridiplantae; Streptophyta; Magnoliopsida; Fagales; Fagaceae.